This is a messenger RNA of Hermetia illucens (black soldier fly), 1968 nucleotides long. RefSeq names its product tektin-4. The coding region runs from base 144 to 1796 and encodes 550 amino acids. The transcript is spliced from 8 exons. Gene Ontology annotation, cellular component: nucleus; microtubule cytoskeleton. Gene Ontology annotation, biological process: cilium assembly; cilium movement involved in cell motility. The record is from RefSeq and is a predicted model, not a curated record. NCBI's taxonomy places the organism in Eukaryota, Metazoa, Arthropoda, Insecta, Diptera, Stratiomyidae.
AUCAAAAACAUUGAACAUGCCAACCUUUCAGAACAUAGUAACCAACUCGUUACUCUUCAUAAACAAAAUUAUUUUUAGGUGUUUGUAAUUUUCUAUAUUGAGUCUUAGCAUAUCUUUCUGGGAUAUUUUGCAAUUUGUGAAAUAUGAAUCCCUCAGGAAGGUGCCCACCGUGUCCCCAAAUUGGUUGCUUUAAGGACGGUUAUCAUCAUGUGGGCGUAACUCCUGCACCUUGUUUGCCGACCGACGUAGCUUACACAGAAGGAAGGACUGUUAGAGAUGUAGUGGGAAAAGAUUGUCUUGCCAGCAAUUCAUUUCCAGGCUGUGAAUGUUUUAAUUUUGCAGAAGCAAGUCAGCUUCCGAAGAAUCAGACCUUUCACCAGAAUUCUGGUGCAAUGACUGAAGAGGAAAAGAUGGAAACACCCGUACCCGUAAAUGAAAUAAAAGCACGUAUUGAUCACAAAAAGGCAGAUGAAAGUCUGUUCCCACCCUGCUAUUUGCCGCAACCCAAUGAUGAACUCUUAGUCAGGGAGAGACGUAUCGAUUCCAGUGGUGAGCAGGUAAACCAUCAAACCGAUCGUCGGCUGAUGCACCAAAGAGUUACGGCCGCAGACUGGCGCAUGAGUAAUCGCAAUCUAUUAUCUCGCACUUGCAAUACAUUGGCUCAUAUGAAAAAGAAUGAGAAUGAUUGCAAAAACACGAUGGCACGCGCCUAUGCUAUUAUCGACAAAACCCAAGCUGCAAGUACUCAAAGUGUCCGAGACCGGUCAAAUUUAGUAACCAAAUGGAAAUGCACCAUAGAAAGAGCUAUUGCAGCAAUGAUCCAAGAGAUAACAGCGUUAGGCGAAGAGCGAUUGCGAUUGAAGCAAUCUUUAGUUGUUCUUGGCAUGCCCUAUUCAAUUGCUACUGAAUGCCUUCAAAGAAGAUGUACUCGGCCUGAAUCAGAAAGAAUAUAUGAUCAACCGGAGGCCGAAAUGCACAAAGAGUUGGAGCUGAUUGAACGAAUUCGUAAACUCUUAAACGCAACGUUGGCUGAUGUUGAAGCACAACAAGAGCAGAAUCGGCAGCAUCGUCAACUGCUCGAAAUGGAUUGGAGCGACAAGAAAGUUUCCAAUGAAAUCGAAACCUUGAAUGUAUCACUUAAUAAUCAUUCAACAAUUGUUUUGUUCCAUGCUGGUGCAACACGAUUUCCGGCUGACCAGUCAUCGGAGGAGUAUUGGGAACACUUUUCUAAAAAUAUACUGGAAGGGGCGGAAAAGUGCCGCCAAAAAUCCGUCGCUCUACGUGGUACACUGAAUGGCAUUCUCAUGAAUGCCGCUCGAGACCUUCGGUCCCAGGCAGAUGCAGUAGAACUGGCCUUCACAGCUCGUAUUGGUUGUAUGGAGGAAGUAGAGAAAAGACUGACUUCUGAAUUAAAAGAUUGCCUCCAAGAGCUUGCAGACACCGAGAAUUUGAUAGUCAAAAUGACACGAGGAAUAUUAAGUCUAGAUUGUGGAAUGAAGGUAGCCCAAACACGACUAGAUAACCGAUCCCAUCGACCCAAUGUUGAAAAUUGCCGUGAUAAAACUCAGCAUUGCCUUGUUGAGGAGGUUGAAAUCAUCCACAAUGGAAUGUCCGCAAUGAAGGCGGCGGCCGAUGAAGCAGAAAAUACCAAACGGAUGUUGAUGGAUGCGAGGACUGAACUUGAAAAGGAAAUCAUGUUAAAGAGACGAACUAUACUGAUGGAUAGGGAACGCUGUAUGCUAAUCCGCUCACAUUUCCCAUCUGCAACCCAGCUUACUGGUUAUGCAAAAGUUUAAAGGAAUUCUUUCGAAAUUUGUGCAAAUAAUGAAAUUCAAACUCCAUUUUUAAGUUAAAAUCUACAUACUUUAUAUUUUAUAACAUUCUUCCACUAUCGUUUCUAAUGCUACAAUUCACUUAGUAAUAUCAAUACUGUGUUCCGUUAUAUGGCAAGUAAAAUAUAGUUCUUCA